Molecule: messenger RNA, 588 nt
Organism: Fraxinus pennsylvanica
Lineage: Eukaryota; Viridiplantae; Streptophyta; Magnoliopsida; Lamiales; Oleaceae
Source: the annotation of a GenBank genome assembly
AUGGAGAAGUUGAAGUGGGAUUGUGAGAGAUUUAAGGGAAAACUGGAUACUGUAAAUUUAAGUUUUGAGAAAGAUCUUACAUGUGGAUUUUCAUGGCCUCAAAGGAACUACAAAUGCAGCUUUUGCAAGAAAGAGUUCAAAUCUGCACAGGCUCUUGGGGGUCAUAUGAAUGUUCAUAGAAGAGAUAGGGCUAGGAUGAGAUCUCCUUCAUGGGAUUCUCCAAACUCAAACCCCAACGCCAAUUCUAACCCCAACCCUAGUUUUUCUUCAACAUCAUCUGCAACUAGGUUUUUACCUUAUAAUGUGAAAUGUAAUUCCUCUCUUACUGAUUUUUAUUCAACACCAGCUCCAGCCACUGAUCAGCAUUGGCAGCGAGAUAGCGUUGCAAGUCUUCUAGAAGUGGAUACGGGCAAGAAUCAGAAGAAAGGAGCCUUGCUUCGUGUCGACGAUCUUGUGGGAUUUGCAAGAAGCAAUGAUCCUAGGAUUUGUAAUGCAAAAGAGAUAGUUAAGCUGGAUUUGAACAGGGUUUUAGUACAACAUGCAAAGGAGGAUUUGGACUUGGAGCUGAGGCUUGGUUACUCUAAUUAG